This is a messenger RNA of Olea europaea var. sylvestris, 1370 nucleotides long. RefSeq names its product glucan endo-1,3-beta-glucosidase-like. Gene Ontology annotation, molecular function: hydrolase activity, hydrolyzing O-glycosyl compounds. NCBI's taxonomy places the organism in Eukaryota, Viridiplantae, Streptophyta, Magnoliopsida, Lamiales, Oleaceae. The transcript has 2 exons. Gene Ontology annotation, biological process: carbohydrate metabolic process. The record is from RefSeq and is a predicted model, not a curated record. Gene Ontology annotation, cellular component: plasma membrane. The coding region runs from base 201 to 1226 and encodes 341 amino acids.
UUAUUUCAUUCUUUAAGGUCACAUCUCAUAACGGCUUCCAAUUUUAACAAAUUUGGAUUAAAAGAAGAAAAGUUUGGUAACUUACAAUUAAUCCAAACAAACUAAUUCACACCAAAAUCAAAUCUAUACAUGUAGUAUGUACACGUGCCUAUAUAUAAAAAUACUGGUUUCAUCAUCUUCUGCUAAAAGGGACUCUGAGAAUGGGAAAUCAAAGCAUCCUUCUAAACCUUCUAUUUGCUCUCUUGAUUCUGUUUGCAGACUCAACAGUGGCUGCACCAGUCGGAGUUUGCUAUGGCCGUGUCGCCAGCAACCUACCACCACCCUCCGAGGUCGUCAAUCUCAUCAAAUCAAACGGCAUUUCAAGAAUUCGUCUAUUCAACCCUGACCCUGAUGCCCUAAAACCAUUCUCCGGCACUGGAAUCGAGCUCAUGAUCGGUGUCCCCAAUGAAAUCCUCCCUACUCUAGCCAAUGGCACAGUGCCCACUUCUCUUGAAUGGCUUCAAACAAACAUUUUCUCGAACAUCUUGCCUACACAAAUUCGAUAUCUUGCAGUUGGCAAUGAAGUACUCCUGAAAGAUCCAUUCUACUCUCCUUAUGUUGUCCCUGCAAUCCUUAAUCUAUACGAAGCUCUUCAAACGUUAGGAUUAUCAGAAACAAUCAAACUUUCAUCUUCUCACGCCGCUUCAAUAUUAUCUAGUUCAUACCCUCCAUCAUCCGGUGCUUUUGACCCGAAUAUCCAACCCGUUUUACUUCCUCUUUUGCAGUUUUUACAAACCUCCGGAUCGCCAUUAAUGGUGAAUGUGUACCCAUUCUUCAGUUACAUAAACAACCCGCAAUAUAUAUCCCUUGAUUAUGCACUCUUUAGAUCCUCCACUCCCGAUAUUGACCAGAAUCUUGCAUAUACCAACAUGUUUGACGCAACGGUGGAUGCAUUUGUGUACGCUAUGGAGAAGGUGGGUUUUCCGGGCAUUCCUGUGGUCGUGACGGAGACAGGGUGGCCGGCGGCCGGCGGCUUUGCCGCGAGUCCAGAGAAUGCGUUGGAUUAUAACGCGAAUAUAGUGAAACGAACUGUGAAUAACUUUGGGACGCCAAAAAGACCUGGGGCUGGUAUUGAAGUUUUUUUGUUUGAUUUGUUUAAUGAGAAUGGGAAAAAUGGGGAAGAAUAUGAAAGGCAAUUUGGAAUGUUUGGAGUUGAUGGUACUAAGGCCUAUGACCUUAAAUUCUAAUAAAUUUUUUUUUAUUUUAUUUUAAGGAAUUUAAAAUCCUGGCAUAGUGAAUUUGUCAUGUGAGUCCCUAUCGGAAACAUUAUUCGUUUGUUGAACAUCAAUUUUUCUGCCAUUCCAUUUAAUACAGAAGAAAUAAGUUAAUUA